AUGUCUUCCCGAGAGAAGCAAGCAAGAUGGAUUGGUUCUUCGCCAUCUUCUGCUGUCCCUGCUACAUUCCCUUGGCUUUUUGCGUCCAAGUUGCACCGCUCCCUUGCAAAUCCUGUGAUGAGUCUGGGGACACAGAUGACCAAGGCAACGUACGCAUGA
Serendipita indica DSM 11827 is the source of this 159-nucleotide messenger RNA. The record is from the annotation of a GenBank genome assembly. Lineage: Eukaryota; Fungi; Basidiomycota; Agaricomycetes; Sebacinales; Serendipitaceae.